Molecule: messenger RNA, 360 nt
Organism: Cetraspora pellucida
Lineage: Eukaryota; Fungi; Glomeromycota; Glomeromycetes; Diversisporales; Gigasporaceae
Source: the annotation of a GenBank genome assembly
AUGUCAAAUACAGAAAGAGCAGUUGUUCGUGUUCUCAUAAAACAUAAUACCACUAUGAGAGAAAAAAUCUUAGAGUGGGAUAUUAUCGAAGUGUUGAAAAGCAUGGGCUUUAGAAAAGGCUGUGCUUUCAUGGGGAUGGAUAUGGAAUUAGUACAUACAGUUUAUGAAUGUUCCUGUAGUUUAAUUGGCCCUCUCUGCAUUAGAGAGGCACUUUCUGUAUUAGGAAGUGUCCCUGCUGGGAAGUUGGUGAAUAAGAUACACUCUAACAUUGAAGCUGGACCUGGUGAUAAGGGUAAAGAUAUUAUAUGCCAAAUCACUGGGAUCACCAUUGUGAUUCAAUGCAAGAAUUAUACACGUUGA